This is a messenger RNA of Anopheles funestus (African malaria mosquito), 635 nucleotides long. Its product is annotated as serine protease snake-like. The transcript has 2 exons. Gene Ontology annotation, molecular function: serine-type endopeptidase activity. The coding region runs from base 21 to 437 and encodes 138 amino acids. Gene Ontology annotation, biological process: proteolysis. The record is from RefSeq and is a predicted model, not a curated record. Lineage: Eukaryota; Metazoa; Arthropoda; Insecta; Diptera; Culicidae.
AUUCGUUAUCUGCAAUAACAAUGAUUUACACCUCAGGACUACGCUUGGCGGAACAAAAAUGCCAGGAGUAUCGGAGUACGAUUGCUUCCUUUACGUCUAAGAUGACCGGUAGGACGAAUAACUACGAGACACCACCGAACGGAAUACCAGCAACGGAAGGAGAAUUCCCCCAUCAGGUGCGCGUCGGACAAUGGUUCUACGAGGACGAAGAUACGGAACACAUUUUCCGUUGCGGUGGUGCCCUCAUUAGUGAUCGUUACGUUCUCGUUUCGGGUCACUGCUUCUGGACGAUGGGUGAUGAAAUGGCGUCACUUGGUCGACACGACUACACGCGUAACUCUACCCUACUGGAGGUGUUGCUCAAGCGAGAUGAUCUGAUUUUGCAUCCCGCCAUUGAUGAGACGGUGAAGGCAUCGUAUCGUGCCACUUCCAUGUAGAUGCCGAGCGAUUUACCAAAGGCACAGGCGCCACCAAGCAACGUGAUGCCAACUAUAUGGUACGUGCAGGUUGUCUCAUUGGUCACCAGCUGCAACGGACCUCCGGAAUCUCCUUGGCAAGUGUCCUUGUUCGGUUUAACACUGCCGAUACAUAGCUGACCCGGUCGUAACCCACGACGAAGCCGCGGAAAGUUGCGA